AUGGACACCACAGCUUCCCAAGUUAUUUCGAAUAGCUACAUUCCUCCAAGGUUGGCAGAGCAAAACUCCCGAUUUCUAAACCGGGUCGCCCUAAAAUCCCUUUUGGAACUGGUCAAAAUAUGGAGCAGGUGGCCCGCAACGAAACCAAAACACAAUAUUGGAUCAGAGGUUGAUUUGUUCACCGAGUCUAACAUAACCAAGAAGAAACUCAUAGAUAAGAUCUUAGUAGAAUAUUGGCCGAAUGGUUUGAAUCUGCUACAAUUGAGUCAAAUUGAUACACAGCUAAUUGUCAAGAAGCCCUCUGCUUCGUCUAUGGGCAGCUCAGGCUGGACCAGCUCUAUGGCGAAAAUACCACUCUCCGGGGAAGAGUUGAUGAUAACUAUCGAGCCACAGUUGUUCUUGGAUCAAUUGAUGACACACCUUUCAAAAGUUUACUUGUGUCACAGUUAUGUAGCCAAGCAUCCGGUUCUACCACUAACAAUAAUAAGAGUUCAAGUAUUUGAUUUCAUUCCUAUGAAAAAGCGGAUUCCUUCGAAAGAUGAACUGGUCUCCCAUAAACCUUUCUUCUUGGCAAUUCCUCAAAAUUCCCCGUUCGUUAUUCAUACCGCUUUUCAAGACAGUGUUACGAAAACUAUUAUGCAGUCUAUUGAGUUAACACUUAGUUCUUCUACGAGGCAGGUUGUGCUGGCACCUACGAAUGAUCCUCCGGUGAAAACUUUGGAAGCAUUGCACAUAUUCAAAGGAAAUAGUAGGUUUUCAAAUUCAUUAGGGAGCUGGCAGCCAUAUGCUGAUGGAGAUGUGGAUAUGCCUGUUUUGGGAGAGGAGAAAAAUCACCCCAUUGUCAAAGUGAACAGAAUUGACAAUAACGCAGUUUCCAAUCGUCCUACGCGAGAACAAAUAGCCAUGUUACGUUUCAAAGGUACUGUGGAUCCCCUCAAAUCGGAAAGGUUGUUUGAAGAUACAAGGGCAAUUAAGGAGGUUGAGGAAGACAAUACAAACCCUUACUCAUCGAUUGCACCGGUGCAAUUUGUAAAACUGGCACUUAAGUCGGCAGAUGAUUCGAAUGAAAAUCCGAUCACCAUUAAAUUCACAGGUACAGAUGUUUACGCAGGAUUAUACGAGCUAGCAGUUAAAGGGCCUGUGGAUGCAGCGCUCAUUCCAGAGGCGUUAACUGGUGAAUAUGGUGUUGAGUCCGGGACUUUGGAAAAUGGAAAAUUCACCAAAGAGGAAACGAUAUUGCUGGACAAUAAUUAA
Messenger RNA from Komagataella phaffii GS115, 1254 nucleotides. RefSeq names its product Outer kinetochore protein required for chromosome stability. The record is from RefSeq and is a predicted model, not a curated record. Gene Ontology annotation, biological process: CENP-A containing chromatin assembly; chromosome segregation. NCBI's taxonomy places the organism in Eukaryota, Fungi, Ascomycota, Pichiomycetes, Pichiales, Pichiaceae. The coding region runs from base 1 to 1254 and encodes 417 amino acids. The transcript has a single exon.